This is a messenger RNA of Paralichthys olivaceus (Japanese flounder), 1339 nucleotides long. RefSeq names its product D-beta-hydroxybutyrate dehydrogenase, mitochondrial. Gene Ontology annotation, molecular function: oxidoreductase activity. Gene Ontology annotation, cellular component: intracellular membrane-bounded organelle. Gene Ontology annotation, biological process: steroid metabolic process. The record is from RefSeq and is a predicted model, not a curated record. Lineage: Eukaryota; Metazoa; Chordata; Actinopteri; Pleuronectiformes; Paralichthyidae.
AUGAACACCGUCUUCAUCGGUCAAAUCAUCGGCAUCGUCCCCAUCUCGGCCAUCCUGCUCUUCCUCCUGGCCAAGCUGGUUUCUCGCCACCGUCUCAGCCACAUGGAGGACGGUCACGGCCACGCCGUGCUGAUCACCGGCUGCGACAGCGGCUUCGGACACCAUUUGGCUCGAUGCUUGAACCACAAAGGGUUUGUGGUCUUCGCUGGGUGCUUGUAUCCAGAGGGGAUCGGGGCCCAGAGUCUGAUCAGGCAGACGUCCAGCAGACUGAAAAUCCUCAAGCUGGACGUCACCAAGGAUGAAGACGUGCAGCAGGCGAAGAAGCUGGUCCAGGAGAACCUGCCGGAGAAGGGUCUGUGGGCCGUCGUGAACAACGCUGGGAUCAGCGACUGGGCCGAGAUCGAGUGGAGCACGUUUGAAGAUUUCCGCAACAUGGUCGACAUCAACCUAUUUGGCUGCAUCAGGACCUCCAUCGCAUUCCUGCCUCUGGUUCGUGCUGCUAAAGGUCGAAUGGUUUACGUGUCGAGCAUCUUCUCCUUCUUCAACUGCCUGAACAUGGGAGCGUACAGCGUGUCCAAGAGGGGCCUGGAGGCCUUCGCAGAUUGCUUGAGAGUGGAAAUGGCCAGUUUUGGUGUGAAGGUCAGCAUCAUCCAGCCGGGUAAUUUCGGCCAAGCCACAAACAUCGUGAGGAUGAAGUCAGGUCUGGAUAUCUGGGAGAAACUCGACGACGAGCGAAAGCAGACCUUCAACCGACAGUACAUCGAGCUGGCCAGCGAGUACUUCAUCUCGACGUGCAAGGCGGGAUUCAAGGACACGGCGCUGGUCAUCAACGCCAUGAUGCACGCAGUCAUGUCCCGGCAGCCGAAGUACAGAUACCUGCUGGUUUCAGUGCUGGACCAGGUUUUCUUCCGGCUGCACCCGUUUCUGCCCACGGCCUUCACAGACGCAGUGUUUUCUCUCAGCUCCAUGUACGUGAAAAGAAAAGAAAUGCUUUAUGCCAAGUAGGAAAAACACUCGUCGGUACAGUGAGAGAUACUCUGUGUUUGUUGACAAUGUUCUGUUGUGUUUAUUUUGUAUUAUUUGAGCAUUAUGAAUGUUAUUAUAUUUUUAUUAUUGGUCUUGCGUGCUUCCUAGUUUUCCCUACAUUUCCUAAAUAAUACGUGUGAACAUAUUGAUCUAAACAUAUAUAUGAUUAUAUCUUAUCCCGACCGAGCAGAUACACCAUCAUGUUUGUGUGUGUGUGUGUUGUACAGAAUAUAUUCAGAGCAUCGUUACCACUGAGUUGAAAUGAGCUGUUUGUUCAUUUGUGUCUAACUCUUCAUAAAAAUCAAUAAAAACU